AUGGUCCUGUCUACGUUGAGAGUGGGCACCUUGUUGGCGCUUCUGUUACCCUCUGCUGUCUCGUUCGUUGUACCUUCUACCGAGGUUCGCCCCCGGAAUCUCGAAGUUCCAUGGAAAAAGACGGGACUUUAUAGUGGACACAGGAGGAGAAGAGAUGGCUCUAUCGCCAGCUGUAAUUAUGGUCCUCAAACGAGAGGAUGUUGGGGCGACUUUGACAUCGAUACCAACAUGGAUGAAGAGUGGCCAGAUACGGGAAAGACAGUCAAGUACGAAUUGACCAUUACCAAUGUCACUGGCGCACCAGAUGGAUUCGAGAGACAGAUGUUCCAUAUAAACGGUCAAUUUCCAGGCCCAACUAUAAUAGCUGACUGGGGAGAUAAUCUUGAGAUUACUGUCAAAAACAACGCCCAAAAUAAUGGUACAGGUCUACAUUGGCAUGGCAUACGGCAACUUGGGUCGAAUGAGCAAGAUGGUGUGAAUGGCAUAACCGAAUGUCCAAUUCCACCAGGUAGCGAAAAGGUGUACAAGUUCAAACUUACACAAUACGGAACUACUUGGUACCACUCGCAUUACUCGGUGCAAUAUGGUGAUGGUAUUUGGGGACCUAUGAUCAUCAGAGGGCCUUCAACAGCGGACUGGGACAUUGAUCUUGGUGCAAUGCCACUAACUGAUUGGUUCCACGCCACUACCUUCACAGCAAACGCGGCAGCAGUCCACGCCAAGGGCCCUCCAACAGCAGACAACGUUCUAUCAUCAUCAACGCCACCCAACCUUACGGCAAACUAUUGGUUCCGCGUCGGCACCGGCGGCGCCUGCGACGGACCAAACGCAAACGCCGCAAAUAUCCGUAGUAUCUUCCGUUAUGCAGGCGCGGAUAGCGAUGAGGAGCCCAGUGACGAUAUCGCCAUUGUACUACCAUCGGGUUGCUACGAUCAACCAAACAUUGUACCCUAUUCCAAAACAACAAUCCCUCAGUCCCUGCCUGAAAGCUUAUCCUUGGGGUUCAGCGACAAUUACACGACGGAUGUGACGCAAUCGCGCGGCCUAGUCCAAUGGCUUGUAAACGGGAAUCCCAUGGCUGUUAACUUGCAAGUGCCUACACUACAGUCCGUUCUUGACGGAAACGUGAAGACGGGGAAUAACAGCCAUACCUUUGAGAUUGACGAGAAGAGCAAGUGGCAAUACUGGAUCCUCCAACAAUCCCCCACCUCCCCCCCAAUCCCCCACCCCAUCCACCUCCACGGCCACGACUUCUACAUCCUUGCCCAAGUCGCAAACGCCACCUGGAACGGCGACAUCUCGGCCCUCCAAACCAACAACCCCGUGCGUCGCGACACUGCCAAUCUGCCCGCCGCCGGCUACGUCGUCCUGGCCUUCGCAUCCGAUAAUCCGGGUGCCUGGCUCAUGCACUGCCAUAUCCCGUUCCAUGUGGCAGCGGGACUCGGCGUCCAGUUUCUGGAGAGAAAGGCGGAGAUCGCUGCCAAGGAUGGGUUUGAGGAGAUGGGUAGGGGGUGUGGGAAAUGGGGGAAUUAUAUGGAGAGGACGCAUCCGGGGGGGAUUUUGUUUCCGGGGGAUUCGGGGCUUUGA
This is a messenger RNA of Pyrenophora tritici-repentis Pt-1C-BFP, 1587 nucleotides long. Lineage: Eukaryota; Fungi; Ascomycota; Dothideomycetes; Pleosporales; Pleosporaceae. The record is from RefSeq and is a predicted model, not a curated record.